AUGACUAGUCCCAAUCCUUCUAUUCGUCACAUCUCCAGCAAAAGAGUCAACGCCGUCAGCUUCGAUCGCCAACUGCUUCUUGACAGAGAGAGCCCACAACAGGACUAUCUGGGCAUAACAAAUUCACUAUCGCCACGGAGUUUCUCAUCCCCUCCUACUAAGAACAUAGCACCUGCUUUACACAGACACCUUGUAGAUACUGCUGAUGUAGAAUCUGUUGUUUAUAGAAGUACACCUACGGUUCACCAUUCCAGCAGUCUUCACUAUGUUAAUCCUCCUCCUCCAGGUUCAGAUUCAACAUCUCCUUCAGGCGAUUACAACGAAGGCUACAGCGACUAUAUGCCAGCAACUACGAGACACCUUGAGAACUUGGAGUGGAACGACAUUCUUCCAUACUACUUGCCAUGCAUGUCAUGGAUAAAAGAGUACAAUUUUCGCUAUUUUGUUGGGGACCUCAUCGGUGGAUUGACGUUGGUCUUUUUCCAACUACCACUUUCGCUUUCUUACGCAACAACCUUGGCGAAAGUGCCAGUACUCUCAGGUUUGUUGUCGCUAGGUGUGACUCCCUUGAUCUACGCUGUAUUCGGAAGUGUUCCCCAGAUGGUUGUUGGUCCAGAAGGUCCUAUAUCGCUUAUUGUUGGCCAGGCUGUGGAGCCGCUUUUGCACCAUUCCAACAAGAAGCAUUUGGACCCGCUUGAGUUUGUAGUGGCUAUAACUUUUGUGAGUGGAGCGAGUCUUCUCGGGUUUGGCUUAGGAAGAUUUGGCUUCUUAGAUAACGUUCUUUCUGCUUCUUUGUUGAAGGGAUUCAUAAGUGGAGUCGGUAUCGUUAUGGUUAUAAACGCUUCGAUCGUAGUUUGUGGAUUAGAGAAACUACUUCAGGAAAUUGCCGAUGACCCCAAUGAAAUGGAUAUCCAUUCCCCUUUUGACAAAGUACGAUUCUUCAUUCACCACUACCAAGAAACAAACCCUUUGACUUUUAAGAUCAGUAUGACAGGGUUUGUCAUCAUUAUGGCAUUGAGAAUAUUCAAGAAAUAUGCCGACAAAAGGCCCGAUAAAAGAUUCAGAAAUGCAGCCUACAUCCCAGAAAUCUUAUUGGUUGUCAGUAUUUCAACAUAUCUUUGUUCGAAGUUGCGCUGGGAUCUCGAUGGUAUUUCUAUCAUUGGAAAGAUCAAAAAUGACGGCCUGGUAAAGCUUUAUAACCCAUUCUCCAAGAAGAUCUUGCCAUUGUACAAAACCCUCAGUACAUCGGGAUUCUUGUGCGCAAUGUUAGGUUUCUUUGAAUCUACCACUGCAUCUAAAUCAUUAGGCUCUACUUACGAUUUGCCCAUUUCUUCCAACAGAGAGUUGGUUGCUUUAGGGUUCAUCAAUAUUGUGGCAUCUCUGUUUGGUGGAUUACCUUCUUUCGGAGGUUAUGGAAGAAGUAAGAUCAAUGCAAUGUCAGCCAAGACCACCAUGCUGGGUGCUAUAAUGGGGAUUUGUACCUUAUUUACCGUUUUCUUUCUUCUCGAUUACCUUUACUUUGUUCCUGAGUGUAUGCUCAGUGUGAUUACAGCAGUGAUCGGGAUCCUGUUGAUAGAAGAAGCCCCAUAUGAGUUAUAUUUCCAUUGGCAAAGUGGGGGAUACAACGAGUUGAUCACAUUCGCUGUUACUGUAAUGACUACUUUGUUUUUCUCGAUGGAAGGAGGUAUUGCUGUUGGAUUGGUGUAUCUGUUGAUUCGAGUAAUUAGACAUUCUGCGGAAUCCAGAAUUCAGAUUUUGGGUAGAUACCCAGGUUCGAACACUUUCCUUGAUGCCGAUAUUCCUGAUGCUUCCCUUCUUCAUCUCCAAUUGCUCAACUCACAAUUGAAUGUAUUUGCUGAUGGAAAUUUCACGCACUUGAAUACUCAUGUACUUGAAGAGAUCGAGGGUUGUUUGAUUAUCAAGAUUCCAGAACCAUUGACAUUCACCAACAGUAGCGACUUACGGACCAGACUUCAGAGAGUUGAAAUGUAUGGAUCUACCAAAGCUCAUCCUGCUCUGAAGAGAAGUAGAAGUCCAGCGAUGACAAAGUACAUUAUCUUUGAUUUGCAUGGCAUGACAGAUAUUGAUUCGUCUGCAGCAAAGAUAUUGACCGAACUACUUACAAGCUACAAGAGAAGGAAUAUCCAUUCAUUUUUUGUUAGAGUGAACAAGAAUGCCAGAUUGAGAAUACGAUUACGCAAGACAGGCAUAGUACAGAUGCUUCUUGAUGAUUUAGAGGAUGUAAAAUACUUUGAAGCUCAAAAGAGAUCUGUGUUCUCUCGGAUGCGAGGACGUCGAAGCUUCUCUGAAAUUUCAGCCGAAUACAAUGAAGAAGAAAUAGCUAAUAUCCCUGUGGAUUUAGACGAUACUGCCGAAAUUUACGAUUUGAUAGAAAGCAACGAAGAGCCCUACUUCAACCAUAUCAGUGAUGCGUUGAAGGUCAUUGAUUUCUACGAAGUGAAUGAAUGUACUCGUACCAGCGAGUACUUAGAAGUGGAUCAGAUGGAGAGACGAUCCAGUCUCCCAGAAGAUAUUCUUGUUUGA
This is a messenger RNA of Scheffersomyces stipitis CBS 6054, 2544 nucleotides long. RefSeq lists its product as uncharacterized. The transcript is spliced from 3 exons. Bases 1 to 2544 code for a protein of 847 amino acids. The record is from RefSeq and is a predicted model, not a curated record. Gene Ontology annotation, biological process: transmembrane transport. NCBI's taxonomy places the organism in Eukaryota, Fungi, Ascomycota, Pichiomycetes, Serinales, Debaryomycetaceae. Gene Ontology annotation, molecular function: sulfate transmembrane transporter activity. Gene Ontology annotation, cellular component: membrane.